This is a messenger RNA of Neolamprologus brichardi, 5478 nucleotides long. The record is from RefSeq and is a predicted model, not a curated record. Lineage: Eukaryota; Metazoa; Chordata; Actinopteri; Cichliformes; Cichlidae.
AUGGCCAAGCCAGCUGCAGUGCCUGUCCUCAGGGGCGGAAAAAACAAUUCAAAAACCUGCUCACCUGGAAGCAGAUGCCCACCUGGUUCUGAUAGACAGGUACCCUGCUUGCCAGGGACCUACCAACAUUUACCAGGACAGCCAGACUGUGUUAAGUGUCCUGCGGGAUUUUACUGUGCUGGCUUAGUGGAUGUUGACACUGGGCAUGUGUCAGGGACUCACACUCCCAUGCUGUGUCCUAAAGGACAUUACUGCCCAUCAGGAACGCAGGAUGGUGUAGCAUUCCCGUGCCCAGCUGGCACCUUCAGCAGGCAGAUGGGGUUGUCCAAUAAGUCAGACUGUGAGCUCUGCCCUCCAGGGAGCUACUGCAGUUCCUCUGGAUUGGCUGCUCCUACUGGGAUUAAGCGUUACCUUUGUAUCCAGGGUUCUUUUUCUCCCCAACCAGAGGAUCACCCAACAGGAGGCCGCUGCUCUGCAGGGUCCUAUUGUCCACAGGGUACCAGCUACAUGAUUCCCUGCCCUGCAGGCACUUUCAGCUCCAUAGAAGGAGCAGUUUCUUUGGAAGCAUGUCAGCCUUGUUUGCCUGGCCACUUCUGUGCCAAGGACGGUCUCUCCUUCCCAUCUGGCCUUUGCAACCCCGGCUUCUACUGCAAAGAAGGAUCCAGAUCUGCCACGCCUUGGGGUAAUACCACAGGAGAUACCCUAUCUCCAUCCCCACUUCCUGGUGAAUCAACCCUGGGUCAGUUCCAUGGAGAUGUGUGUCCUGAAGGCUACUAUUGUCCUAGAGGGAGUGCAAAGCCCAGCCCAUGUCCUCCAGGCACCUUCUCUGCGAGGUCUGCGGCUGAGUCCGAGGCGGACUGUGAAGCUUGUUACCCAGGCUCUUACUGCCCUUCAUGGGCUCAGACUUCUGCUGACCUCCUCUGUCCCCCUGGGUGGUUCUGUCCAGCAGGAUCAGCGUCUGGACAUCAGCCAGGUUUUUACUGUCUGAAAGGUUCCUCCAUGCCAUCUCCAUGUCCAAUCGGCCACGUCAGUCCAUCAGCUGGCAGGAUGUCCCUAAGUGACUGCUCCCUCUGCCCCUCUGGCUUUUUUUGUAACAGCAGCGCUCUGACAGAGCCGUCUGGACCCUGCAGCCCAGGACAUUUUUGUUCCCCGGGAUCCACUGAGCCUUCUCCUGUCUCCCAGACUUAUGGAGAUGUUUGUCCCAUGGGACAUUUCUGCCCUCAGGGAAGUGGGUCUCCCACACCCUGUCCUGUUGGCAGCUUCUUUCCCGAGCUUGGCGCACUCUCUCUCCCCCAAUGCCGUCCUUGUCCCCCAGGGAAAUACUGCCUGAAUCCUGGAGCCUCACAGCCCACAGGUCUGUGUUUUGCGGGGUUCUUCUGUUCUGGAGGUGCAGAUAGUUCCACACCUCGAGCUAACUCAUCUUUGUCCAGCUGUCUUCUUAAAAUACUAGAGGGUUACACCAUAAGGACAAACGCCACCUGGAUGCAAAACCUGCCCUGCUUUAAUAACUCAGGGAGAGACGCUAGUGGGAUCAAAGCGGCAGCAGUGUCACGGGAAGAUUUAGAUCAGACUGUGACUGAUUCACAGCCGAGUCUCAAGACGCCACAGUCUGCGUGUUCCACCUACAGAGGAGAUAUAUGCCCUCGGGGUUUCUAUUGUCCUAUGGGCUCUGCUUACCCUCACUCCUGUGAGGCUGGUUCUUACUGCAACCAGACUGGCCUAGAGGCUCCAGCAGGACCCUGUGCAGCUGGAUAUCACUGCCCUAGAGGCUCUUCUGAACCCCACGCCAACCCUUGUCCCACAGGACACUAUUGCCCCCUUGGAACCCGGCUUCCUCUGCCCUGCCCUCUGGGAACUGUAAAAAGUUCCCUUGGUGGAUCCACUGUUGAGGCUUGCCAGCUGUGUCCUCCAGGUCAAUACUGUCACCAGCAAGGAAUGGCUGAGCCAAGUGGCCCCUGUGCAGAAGGCUACUACUGUCCUGAGGGACAGAUCUCUGAAAGACCACAGCAACAUGCCUGCUCAGUUGGUCAUUACUGUGAGAAGGGUAGCGCCAGACAGACAGCCUGCCUUCCUGGCACCUACCAGUUCAGACGAGGUCAAGCUGGCUGCGAGACGUGUCCUGCUGGUUUCUAUUGUAAAGAGCAAGGAACGACUCUUCCACUUCCAUGUGAGAGAGGGUUUUAUUGCCCCAGUGGAUCAGCAUAUCAGCAUCCCUGUCCAUCCGGAACCUAUGGAAACAUAUCAGGACUGGUUGAGGAAUGGCAGUGUUUACUGUGUGACCCCGGGAUGUACUGCAGAGGAACAGGGAGGACUACCCCCACUGGGCACUGUGCUGCAGGGUUUGUUUGUGCCGAGGGAGCCAGUGAACCUUCACCGUUAGACAAUGUGACAGGAUUCCCUUGCCCGCCUGGGUUCUUUUGCCCUGCAGGCACAUCUGUACCACAACCAUGCCCAAAAGGAACAUUCAGUGAGCAGAUCGGCAUUGUUGAUCAUUCUUCGUGUCGAGGCUGCACACCUGGCUUUUACUGUUCACAGCCUGGCCUUUCUGAAGUGUCUGGACCCUGCUCGCCAGGUUUUUACUGCUUAGAGGGAUCCCAGUCUGCUACUCCAAUGUCAAGUGUAUCGGGAGGUGUUUGUCCAGCAGGCCACUACUGUGCAGAGGGCAGCAGUGCCCCCUCACCUUGCCCGCCUGGUUUUUACCAAAAUAAGACUGGAGGAAAAAGCAAACAUGACUGCAAACCAUGCCCUCUUGGCUGGUUCCAGGAUUUGCCAGGGCAGAACGAGUGUAAUCCCUGUCCCCCUGGGUUCCACUGCCAGCCUCUGAAUCCCAGCCCCACCAGAGGGAGCUCUGCCGGAGUCUCCAGCCCUCUGCCCUGCCCAGCUGGUUAUUUCUGUCCAAAGGAUGAGAGUCCACACAAUCAGCCACUCCCGUGCCCCAAAGGCAGCUACAGCCCCUUGCAGGGUCUCACUAGUGCAGGUCAGUGCUUAGUAUGCCCAGCAGGGCAGUUCUGUGGCUCUGAAGGUCUGGUUGAGCCUUCAGGAUCGUGUGCUGCUGGGUUUCUUUGUCUGACGGGUGCCAAAGUGCCAAACCCCACUGACAACAGAACUGGAUCUCUCUGUCCACCUGGGAUUUUCUGCCAGCAAGGUCUCAGAGCAGGUGAUUGCUGUUUGGGCUUUUAUUGUGACUGGGGCUCCAGCAAAGCAGAUCAGGCUGUGUGUCCAGCUGGUUUCUUCUGCCCCAGUGGAACACCAGCACCGGUGCCUUGUCCUGCAGGAACAUUUAGCUCUCAAACAGGCAACAUGCAUCAAUACAACUGCACCAUCUGUACCCCUGGAUACUACUGUCAAGGUGAAGCUACUGUCCAGCCUGUGCUGUGUCCUAUUGGUCACUACUGCCCUGCAGGUCUGACUCUAGGACUAGAGUUCCCUUGCCCACCUGGCACUGUGCAGAACCACCUCGGAGCGUCCAGUCCUGAAACCUGUCUCUCCUGCCCUGCUGGAAUGUUUUGCUCUCAGUCUGGGCAAUCCCAGCCCACAGGUCUCUGUGAAGCAGGAUACUACUGUCCUGCUGGAUCAACCAGUCCAAACUCUACUGAGUAUCAGGGAAAUUCGUCUGGAAGUCAUCUUUGUCCGCCUGGCCUGUACUGCCCUGCAGGCACUGGCUAUCCACUCCCCUGCCCUGUUGGUUCUUUCUCCAUCGCUCAAGGACUAAAGGGAGUUGAUGAAUGCACACUCUGCCCCCCUGGACUGUUUUGUGACAGUCCUGCAAUAGCAGAGCUUUCACAAGCGCUCCCGUGUCAGGCUGGGUAUGUAUGCUUGGGCGGCAGCUCCAGUCCCACUCCAUCCAAUGGUUCCCAUGGCUACCUCUGUCCUGCUGGCCACAGCUGUCCUAUUGGCUCAGCACAUGAGGAGCCCUGUGAGCCUGGCACUUACAGUCCUGCCCCGGGAGCAGCCCGUUGCUUAUUAUGCCCCAAAGGAACCGUGUGUCCAUCGUCAGCCACUAAAGAGCCCUCCGCCUGCCCCUCUGGUCGUUUCUGUCCUGCUGGGACAGCCCUGCCUCAGCCCUGCCCUUCAGGUACUUUCAACAAUCAGACAGGUGCCCACACGCUCUCUGCCUGCACACCCUGCCCCUCUGGACUGUACUGUGGCUUAUAUGGAGCCUCCAUACCACAAGGUUUAUGUUUGCAGGGUUAUUUCUGCCAUGGUGGAGCUAUGGAACCAGCCCCUCACAGCUCUGAACACUUCUCCAGGAAUGGCCCUUGCCCUGUGGGCCACUACUGUCCAGCAGGGUGCCUCUCUCCAAUUCCAUGCCCUCUUGGCAGCAUUCGCAACUCCACUGGAGGUGUGUCCAUGGAGAGUUGUUCUACCUGUCCUGCUGGCCACUACUGCUCUACAGACGGUCUGGCUAGCCCCAGUGGUCCUUGUGCUGCUGGUUUCUACUGCCCUUUUGACUUCUCUUCAACUACCCCAUAUGCAUUCCUCUGUCCCAAGGGCCACUACUGUCUGCAAGGUUCUGCCAUGGCCUUGCCUUGUCCCACAGGAGAGUACCAGCCUAACCAGGGAUCAGACAGCUGCAUUCCCUGCAGACCUGGUUUCUACUGUGAGGAGGCCAUAGUGGGAGAUCCACUACCCUGCCCACCACAUUCAUUCUGCCCUGCAGGAACAAUGGUACCUCAGCCCUGUCCUAAUGGGACAUACACCCUUUCAGAUCUGGGAGGUUUACAGGAAGAGAGAGAGUGUUCACCCUGCCCUCCAGGAAAGUUCUGCAGGGGUGGUAAGAUCCAAGGUGUUUGUGCUGCAGGGUAUAUCUGCGUUUCUGGAAGCACAGAUUUCACCCCUCAGGGACCAGUGUUUAACUUAACCCAGUGCCAGUGGGGUGUGCAGUGUGCUGGACCGUGUCCACCAGGUUUCUAUUGCCCCGAAGGCACAAAACAGGCUCAGUUGUGUCCUGCAAAUACCAUCAGAAGCUCCCCAGGAGGUGCCAGCCUACAGGAUUGCUUACCUUGCCCACCCCAGUAUUGGUGCAAAUCUGGAGACCCAGUUGCUCAUCUGUGUCCUGCUGGUCAUUACUGUGAUGGUCUGCCUGGUGGCGACUUUGUUGGAGGGACUGGUGCCAGGCCAUGCCCUCUCUACACUUAUCGAGCUUCUCCUGGAGCACACAGCAAGGGGGACUGCCUGCCAUGCCCACCUGGUUCACACUGUAACAGCACAGGGCAGACAGACUACUCCAAAUAUCCCUGCCCACCUGGCUUCUGGUGUAGUGGGACUGGGCCUCCCAUCCUCUGCCCCGCAGGCACCAUGAGGCAGCUUCCGGGAGCUGCUGCACCCAGCCAGUGUGAACUCUGUGCAGGGGGAACCUUCUGCCCACACCCCCAGGAUACAGGAAAACCUAACGUGGAAGGGAUACCCUGUCGGGCUUCCUAUCAGUGUCCUGUUGGUGGGUUUGUCAGAAUAGCUUUAUGUGAAAGCUCCUUUUAG